Messenger RNA from Ilex paraguariensis (yerba mate), 816 nucleotides. Lineage: Eukaryota; Viridiplantae; Streptophyta; Magnoliopsida; Aquifoliales; Aquifoliaceae. The record is from the annotation of a GenBank genome assembly.
GUAAAUCCAAUAAAAUAUACUGGCAUUUCAUCAGGUUUGUGUACUCUCUGGAAAGAAGAAGGCCCUUAUGCUCUUUGGAGAGGUUGGUCCAGCAAAUUAUUUGGAUACGGUGUUCAAGGCGGAUGCAAAUUUGGUCUAUAUGAAUACUUUAAGAAGAUUUACGCUGAUUUGUUGGUAGAUCAAAACAGGAGUAUUAUAUUUUCCCUCAGCAGUGCUUCUGCUCAAGUAUUUGCUGAUGUGGCUCUGUGUCCAUUUGAAGCUGUCAAAGUUCGUGUUCAAACUCAGCCUAAUUUUGCGAAGGGCUUGCUCGAUGGGCUUCCAAAAUUAUAUGCUACUGAAGGGCUUCAUGGCUUUUACAAGGGACUCUGUCCACUUUGGGGUCGUAAUCUUCCAUUCUCUAUGGUGAUGUUUUCAACAUUUGAGCAUUCAGUGGACCUGAUAUAUCGCAAUAUCAUUCAAAAAAGAAAGGAAGAUUGCUCAAGAGCGCAGCAACUUGGCGUGACAUGUUUAGGAGGGUAUGCAGCUGGAGCUGUUGGUACCAUAAUCUCUAACCCUGCGGAUAAUAUUGUUUCCUUCCUAUACAACAAGAAGGCUGAGACUGUGCUGCAGGCUGUGAAAAAUAUUGGGCUUGUCAAUUUGUUUACUAGGAGUCUUCCUGUUCGAAUUACACUUGUGGGACCUGUGGUGACUCUGCAAUGGUUUUUCUAUGACACCAUUAAAGUGCUAAAUGGAUUUGGUGGAUUAUAUGUGCUUGUCACAACCAGAAUUACAGAGCCAAAUGCUUUAAACAUUGCAAAGACACCUGAGCAUAAGUAG